AUCACGAUGCUCAGUCCUCCUCUCGCUGCCGCGACGUAAACACAUACGCUCCGUCACAUCAGUGUUAUACAAAAAAGUUGAAUUUUUUAUAUAAAAACUCGUGCAGUGACUUAUUAUAUUGCUAAAAAUCUAUUGGAUAUUGGUUUAUAACACAGCAUCCACAAGGGACGUUUUCAUUGCAAAAUAAAAAUUGUCUCACAAUGAGGUGCCAGUGACCGUCAGCAGCGGGCGUGAUCGUCCACAAUGACAUCUGAGCGAGCCAUCCCACACCUUCGCGACAUCUUCGGGCUCAACCAGCAAUACGAAGCCAAACAGACAUUCGACGAACAUGACGACAAAACAAAGAAGUCCAGCCGUAAGAAGAAAGAUGAUUUUCGGACGUACACCAAUGGCGACGUGAAAACCCUUGAAAGACAUCUCAGUAUGAAGAAGACAAUAAGGAAAAAGAUUAUGCGCGACCUGCAACAGGCGUUCGUCGAAGACCCUAACGAAUUUAAGGUCGAAAACACAAGUCCGGAAAAACUAAAGGCUGAACUAAGCGCUGAAGCUGUGAAAAUAGAGAAGAACGUGAAAAAGAAUGACCCAACGUUCCUGGAUAUGUUGAGGGGAGAGACCAGGUCUGAAGAGACGAGGGAAGAGCAGCCGACUGCGGAAAAGUCGAGCUUUUGGCGGCGUUUAACUAUGAAGAAUAAGAAUAAGAGAUAAUCUGUCAGCCAAUACCGUUGUGACGUCACUCCGUCAUCCCAGCGCGUAUUUUACUUUUUACCGAUAUAAAGUUAAUCUAUAAUGAUACACAAAAUAAAAUAAAAUUCCCAAUUAAGGUCACAUUUAGCGGUUUGCAUUCACAAGCACAAUAAAAGUGUAAAAACAGUUCCAAUGUGUUUCGAAAUUCAAGGUCUCAUGAGAAUAGCUGCAAACCUUUGAUCCUUGCCUCGUUUUGCGUCAUAGUUACAAAAAAGGACAUAAAAACAUAAUAUUUUAAGGAAAUAUAUUCUCUUUGAAAAAAUAUAUGAUUGAUAUUCGAUGACACGCAUUGUGGAUUAAUUAAAAGCUUUAUGGCUUCAUAUAGUGCCAUGAACUUAUUUGACCCGGUAAAUUAAUCUGAAAAGAAUUUUUACCGGAUCAAAUACGCUUAGGUGCAACAAAGAUUACGAGACAGGUGUUGUUUUAUUGUGCAAUUUAAUGCGUUUGCAAUUUCCUGCAUACCCUAGAAUUAUAUUUGUGCUUCAAGAUGGCUGACACACUUCCUUCGAUCUCAGAGCUAUCAGCAAAAUUUAAAAUUAAGUAGUUACGUGAGAUUGUUCCUAAAGUACAUGUAUAUGCAUUUAUACGAUUUGAUAUAUAUAUAUUAUUCUAGCAUUUUCUACAGAAUUCCAUUUGGAUUUUUACUCGCAUACCUUUGAAAAGAGUGCUAACGUUUUUGGUGCUUUAUCUUUAAACACUGCCAAUUCAAAUCUGAUUCAAAAUCCUAUCGGGAAGCUCCAAUUUGUAAUUAAGGUUUUUAUGUAUAUGUUAUAUUCAUUGUAUUCUAAUCCAAUUUUUUCUUAACCUCCCAAUAGAUUCAAUAAUUCUAAGAUUCUUGAUAUCGUAUACUUAAUAUUAAAAUAUAGAAAUGUGUACUUAUGUAUAAAAUGUUAAAUGUGUAUAAAUUAAUUUAAAAGUCUGAUCUGUUGGACUUAUCUGAUUCGUAAAUUAAAUUUUCUCUCAUGGUCGUAUUCUGAUUUGUAAAUUAAAUUGUCUCGUAUUAAUUGUUAUAUCUAAAGAACAAUGCAAAUUCAGCAACGAAAUUUCUCUUUAAACGUGUAGUUUUGUUGGGCAGCUUAUUUAAAUAUAAAAUAGUUUUUUUUCUCUUUAUUUUACAAAAUAAUAUAGUAUAUCACAAUAUGUUACAUUAGAAAACCGCUGUGGAUUGUAUUAAUGUAACCAUAGCAGCCUUGUUUAGUUAAAUUUCCCGAACGGAGAACGGAUAUAAAAUUGAAUUUGUAUGUUUUAAGAAUACUUAAGCAUUAACUAUUGUCCAUUAUUAAGAAUAAAAUUGUAAAUGACUCCGCGCUGGCUCGUCUCAUUUAGCGGAACUAAGAACUUUUUCUACGUCAACUAUUUUAAAGAUUAAUUGACAUAUCACAAAUUAUUUUGCAAUAUAGUUCAACAGAUCGACACGUGCAUAAUAUGAGAUUCUUUUUGGUGGGAACUGGGAACGGAAUGACGAAAUAUCUUCGGCCAUUGUUACUUAGAAAAUGUCUCAUUCUAUAUGUGAUGUAACGUUAAGUGUACUAGUUAAUAAGUAUUUCGUAAGUGCCCCAAUAACACAAGGACGAUGUCCAAAAACUUACCUUUUUUUAAAUAGAUGCUCAGAACAAUAAGUUUAAGAGAGUUCGAUUCUUUUAAGAACUCUAAGAGUGGCGCUAGCAUCUAUCCAUUUCGAUAUAUUUACUUUCAAACUGUAGUUCCAUAAUCAUUUGAGAGACCCUUUUAUUGCUACAUAUUAAAACAUAAUUGAUAGGUACAUAUUAGUUUUUACGACUGUGACAGCAAGUGAUAGUUUAAAAAAAAUCCAACCUAUGCAUAUCGGAAUUUUGACAGAUCGAACGCAUAGAUCUUCAAAUUCUGUUCAAAUAAUUAUUUUUGCUUCUGUUUAGUGAAAUACACCUACCAUUUACUAUCUAUUACGUUAACUAUUCCAUGCUUCGAAUGAACGUAUUUUUCGUGCUAAGGGCUCGUUGUUAUAUAUAGUUUUCAAGUAAAUUAUUAGAUAGCGAUUGUACUGAAAUAAAUCUAGUAAGACAUAUAACAAUGUGAAUCGGGCUUUAGUGUAAGGUAGGCGUGGAAAUUCCUUGUUGUGACAAUUUUAUUGUAAUGCAAUAUUAAAAUAAUUUUACAUAUUUAA
Molecule: messenger RNA, 2887 nt
Organism: Pieris rapae (cabbage white)
Lineage: Eukaryota; Metazoa; Arthropoda; Insecta; Lepidoptera; Pieridae
Exons: 3
Coding region: 244-705 (153 amino acids)
Source: RefSeq, a predicted model, not a curated record